Molecule: messenger RNA, 306 nt
Organism: Rangifer tarandus platyrhynchus (Svalbard reindeer)
Lineage: Eukaryota; Metazoa; Chordata; Mammalia; Artiodactyla; Cervidae
Source: the annotation of a GenBank genome assembly
AUGCUGCCUCACUCUCCCAGUUUCCAGGACUUCCCUGAUGACUCAGACGGUGAAGAAUCUGCCUGCAAUGCAGGAGAUCCAGGUUCAAUCCCUGGGCUGGGAAGAUUCCCUGGAGAAGGGAAUGGCAACCCACUCCAGUAUUCUUGCCUGGAGAAUUCCAUGGACAGAGGCUGCAGCCCAUGGGGUCGCAAAGAGUUGGACAUGACUGAGCGACGAACACUUUCAGAGGGCAGGGGAGAGAACAGUUCUCACCCCUUGCCCCACUCCCCUGUUUCUUGUGGUGUCUCUCUCUGGUCUGGUCUUUGA